Messenger RNA from Protobothrops mucrosquamatus (brown spotted pit viper), 900 nucleotides. Its product is annotated as mas-related G-protein coupled receptor member H-like. The record is from RefSeq and is a predicted model, not a curated record. The coding region runs from base 1 to 900 and encodes 299 amino acids. The transcript has a single exon. Gene Ontology annotation, cellular component: membrane. Gene Ontology annotation, molecular function: G protein-coupled receptor activity. Gene Ontology annotation, biological process: G protein-coupled receptor signaling pathway. NCBI's taxonomy places the organism in Eukaryota, Metazoa, Chordata, Lepidosauria, Squamata, Viperidae.
AUGGAUGCUACAGCAGAUUAUUUGGACUAUAAUUAUAGCAGAAUUUUCGAUGAAGACCAAACUAUAUCCAACUAUUUUAAAAAUAUCAUUCUGUCUAUCGUAUUGAUCAUAUCCUGUAUUGGAGUCCCAUUAAAUGGAAUUGUUAUCUGGCUGCUUGGCUUCCAAAUUAAGAGAAACCCUUUCACCAUAUUGAUUCUUAAUUUAGCUAUUGCCGACUUUGGGUUUCUCAUCUUUAUGACUGUAUAUUGCAUUGACAUUUUUACAAGUUUUAUACAGCCAAGAAUUUCCCAGAAAAUCUUCUAUUCUCUCUUCAAUGUCACAUAUAUCAACGGUCUGUUUCUUCUGACGGCCAUCAGCAUUGACCGAUGUGUGUCUGUCUUUUUCCCAAUCUGGCAUCGCUGUUCCCGGCCAAAAUAUUUGUCCCCUGCUGUCUCUGCCAUCCUCUGGAUCUUCUCUUUCCUCCUGGUUGGAAUUAGCAUCAAUCCUGAUAAUUUAAUUAUUUCUUAUACCCUCUAUGAACUCCACUUGGUCGUGACUGCUGUGCUUUGCCUUCCGUUGAUCACAACCUCUACUGUGAUCCUAUUCAUCAAAAUAUGUCUUAAAUCAAAACAGCUCAAACGUGGAAGAAUCUUAGUGAUGAUCUUAAUUACUCUUCUCUGUUUUCUUAUUCUUACACUCCCAUUAUAUAUCUAUGUGUUCGUUAUUUAUUUUAUUCAGAAGAUUCAUUUGAUUCAUUUUACUGAAUUAGAUUUCUGCUUCAGUCUGUGUGCUUCUCUAAACAGCAGCGUUAACCCAGUGAUCUAUUUUCUGGUGGGGAGAAAGAAAAGAGCUGGCUCUAGGGAGAGCAUCAAGGUCAUUUUUCAAAGAGUCUUCAGGGCAGACGAAGCUCCUGAAAUCUGA